Alternaria burnsii is the source of this 1821-nucleotide messenger RNA. RefSeq lists its product as uncharacterized. The record is from RefSeq and is a predicted model, not a curated record. The transcript has 2 exons. Lineage: Eukaryota; Fungi; Ascomycota; Dothideomycetes; Pleosporales; Pleosporaceae. The coding region runs from base 1 to 1821 and encodes 606 amino acids.
AUGUCGCGCCCUUGCCAGCAACGGCGCUCGAGUGCGGCUGCGAAUCGCAAAUCCAGGGGCUCCAAGCCAACAGGACCUCCCCCCAUCAGACACAAAGCACGGCAAAAGGCGAUACACAAUGCUCGACACGGGCGCGGCGGAGGACGCGGCGGAGCGCGAGGUCGAGGCCGCGGCGGACAAGCAGGCAGUCGUGGCGGUCGUUUUGCACAGAAGAAUGGCAGGAACGACUCGGAACAAGAUUUCAUCCCUCUGUCCUCUGGUGGGAACAAUUUCGAGGCGCUGUACCGGUCCAGCAGACGGGACGACGACUUCGAUCUGGAAGUGCAUGGCGACAGCAGCGACUCGGACGAGCUCCUUGACGAGGACAUGUACGACGCCCAAGACAUCGCCAUCAACGUACAGGCGCCACCGCCUACGAUGAGUAGAGGGAGACAACCAAGAGCACAAAUCAUGUUUACCGAGGCCGCCGCCGUUGCCGUAUACCAUCACAUCUAUCUGCGCAACUUCCCACUGACUACGACGACGACCCGAGUGCGCUACCUCCUCUACCAGGAAGACACUUCUGCCGAUUCGAGCGCAUACAUCUCCUUCGCGCCCUCCCCACUGUCCCGUCGAUCGAGCAUUAGCAGCGCCACCAGCCACGGUUCUAUCAACGAACCACCAACACCCGAGUACAACCCUGCCCGCGACUACGUAUGGACAUUUGGAGCGCACAGCGGCAAGCGCUUCGCGGAUGUUCCUGACAACUACGUUAAGACGAUUGGCGGUCAGCUCUACAAGUACAUAGACAAGCACGCGGGUCUCCUGGAAGCAUUCGAAUACCACAGGCCGGGACAAGCACGUCUUAAGCCACCACAGGCCGACCAGCCGCAGAUCCAACCCCAACGGACCCAGCCGCAAUCAUCGCGGCCACAGCCACAGCCACAGCCACAGUCACAGCCAUCUCAGUCACAAGCUCCUUCGGCCUGUAUCACAUCUCACCCCGUCAUGGCGAGUCACGGAAAAUGCGUGCAACCAGAUUUAGAAGCAUCUCAGUCCAAAUCGCGACGCCAUACCAAGCGAAGGAGGGCAGCGCGAUCCAAGGCCGCGGGCAACACAACUGCGCAGAUCGACGUGCGAUACAUAAAGACCCAGCCAAAGAUCCAGCAGCCUACCGAGACCUCGCGAGCCAAGUCCUUUCCAGGCCAGAUAUCCCAAUUCAUUAAUCUGACAUUGAGUGAUGAGGUGGAAGAGGGUUUCCCUACGUUUUUAUCGAAAUCUAAACCUCUUCAACAUCAAGCCGAGGAGCAAAGCCACUCAAGGUACGCUCUGCGUAGCAAGAAGCUCGGAAACACUCGUGAACGCUUUCCAAAUCCUCCCUAUAUGACAUCUGCACGGCCAUUGGCUCACACGAUGGCAACGCUGGAGCAGGAGCAAUCAGAGCAUUCCAAAUCGGCAGGACAGCACUGUCCAGAGAGAAUCAUAGAUCAGAACGAAGGCGAAGAAAGAUGGACCUUGCCACAGAAGCCACAGGUACUUACACACCGCUUUAGUAAGCGUCCGCAAAAGUGGGAACAAUCGGAACAACGGGUUUGGAACGCAGAAAGAGAAGCGACGAGAGAGGAGGGGACAACGGCAAGGUCAGCCAAUGACACUUGGGAGCCAUCGACUUCUACAGAUAUUAUGUUCACAAUCCCAGAAGCAAUGACCGCACUUGUCCGGCCCCAGCUUGCAGAUAGCAUCGCCUACAACCUGCCAACUGGCGCAUACAUUUCGUAUCCCAUUAAGAGGUCGUACCACCUGGGCGCCAUGGGCCGGUACACCUGUCGCUCUGCAUACUAG